CCACAAUUCCACCCAUGCAGCCCCUGGUUUUGGUUUCUCUCUCCUCCUCUCUCUCGAUGGCUCAAUCCUUAUAUUAAUCCUUGAUCUUCCCCUCUCUCCCACUGUUAAAUAAUAUCAUCAUCGUCCCACUUCUCUUUGCUUUGAGAAUCAGUUGUUUCUCUUGCUUCUUCGUUUCUUAAUUUGGAUGUUGAGUUCUGGGUUUUGAAGGAGAAAGUCUUCUGCCGCAUCUGAAGUGAAUAUAUAGUUACACACACACACACACACACACACACACACAUAUAUAUAUAUAUAUAUAUAUAUUACACCUAUGACUAUGGAGACUGCGAGAGUGGUGGAGCAGGGAAGACAUCAGAGGGUUGUUUCGCGUGUUGGGCACGCUAGCAGCAGCAGCAAGGUUAGGUAUCAAGUGAAACAGGGUAUAAGGAAGAGAAAAUGGAGCCGGAAGAUUCAGCAUCCUCUUUCGUUGGCGCCGCCGCCGACUGUUCCAACCCCGCUGCAACAGCUGUUUGAUGCGUGCAGACAUGUUUUCAAAGGCCAUGGAACCGUUCCUUUGCCUCAUCAUGUGCACAAGCUGUGUCGCAUUCUCGAUGAUAUGACACCAGAAGACAUUGGGCUGAGUAGGAAUCUGCAGUUCUUCAAGCCUAAGGCUGUUGUGAAAGGGACUCCUAGGGUCACGUAUACGACCAUAUACGAGUGCAAUAAAUUUUCGUUGUGCUGCUUUUUUAUUCCGGCAAAUGGCGUUAUCCCACUCCAUAACCAUCCAGAUAUGACUGUUUUCAGCAAGCUUCUACUAGGCAAGAUGCAUAUUAAAUCAUACGAUUGGGUUGAUCCCGUUAAUUCAGAUGGCUCCACGCCAGCCUCUCAAUUGAGACUGGCCGAGUUGAAAGCUGAUAGCGUCUUCACAGCCCCUUGCAAUGCAUCGGUACUCUAUCCAACAAAAGGUGGCAACAUCCAUGCCUUCACAGCCAUAACACCAUGUGCAGUGCUCGAUGUGAUUGGGCCUCCGUAUUCUAAAGAAGAUGGCCGGGAUUGCUCCUAUUACAAAGAUCAUCCCUAUGCUGCAUAUUCAAAUGGAGGAGCAGCAGUAACUGAAGAGAAACGCGAUUGUUAUGGAUGGUUGGAAGAGAUUGAAAUGCCUGAGAACGCAGAAAUGGAUAUAAUUGAGUACUUGGGUCCACAAGUUAGUGAGACGAGUUCGUAGCACUCCCGAUGUAUGUCCUCGAAUAUAUAUUCUUCUCCACGCUCUGCUCCAAACGGAAAUCUCUCUUUUUUCUUUGGUACAGUGUUUGAAUUAAGAUAAGAUGGUUGUUGAGCUUCCUUUCGUUAUUUUGUUCUUUCAUAUGUACCAUACUUUACAUGUUUUGAGAAAAAAAGUUGGGUGGAUUUGGUUAACAUUUGCGCUCAUGGUUUAUGAAUUUGACUAACCUCUUGGAAUUCAAAUUUUGUACUC
Molecule: messenger RNA, 1450 nt
Organism: Malus domestica (apple)
Lineage: Eukaryota; Viridiplantae; Streptophyta; Magnoliopsida; Rosales; Rosaceae
Product: plant cysteine oxidase 2-like
Molecular function (GO): oxidoreductase activity, acting on single donors with incorporation of molecular oxygen, incorporation of two atoms of oxygen
Source: RefSeq, a predicted model, not a curated record